This is a messenger RNA of Mercenaria mercenaria, 14389 nucleotides long. RefSeq lists its product as uncharacterized. The coding region runs from base 150 to 6182 and encodes 2010 amino acids. Lineage: Eukaryota; Metazoa; Mollusca; Bivalvia; Venerida; Veneridae. The record is from RefSeq and is a predicted model, not a curated record. The transcript is spliced from 27 exons. Gene Ontology annotation, molecular function: zinc ion binding; RNA binding.
UCGGAUAACUUCGGCCAGGUCCUUUCUCCAUGUGGAGUUGGAAAUGUUUACUUGUGUUUUACGCUCCUACUGUAUUGAUAUGAUUAUUCCACUUCACUUAUUUCAACGAAAAUCUUAGAUUGUAACAAAAUCCGCAAGAGUUGAAGAAGAUGGAUGAAUGGGAUCCAAGAAAAGAUGACUUUGAAAACAAGACGUUUAAUUCCUACACGAAAGGUCCAGGAAGGAACCUGUCCAUUAAGAAGAACUAUGUCAAGGGCAGUGAGAAACAUGUUCAGUUGUAUGUUACCGGCAUUCCACAAGAAAUAACAGAGGAUGGACUUGAGAGCCUGUUUGGCCGUGCUGGCACAGUUGUCAGGGUGAAGAAAAUGAUGUCAAAGAAAGAGAAUGCUGAAGACACUUUUGGGUUUGUAACAAUGGGAAGCCUGAGUGAUGCUGAAAGGGCUAUAGCAGAGUUGAACAAUUUUAAGAUAAACAGAUUUACCCUCCGUGUCAGUGUGUCGUUGUCAAGGGAGGAGUUAGAAAAGAAGAAACAACAGAGACAGGAACUUGGAAUGAUGACAGCUAGAGGUUUUGAUGAGGCAUUUAGUGAUUCAGAUACAAGUGUCAAGGAUUUAAACAAGCCCAAAAUGAUGAAUGGUAUAGGAGGGGCCGGUGCAGCUACAAGUGCUAUAGGAGCUGGGCGUGGACAGAAACUUAAAGAAAUCACACAAGUGAGCCCAGCGGGAGAUGCAAGACCGAGUCCAUCAGGAGGCGCCAGACCACAGGCGGGCAGUUACCCAUUUAAUGAUCUCACUAUACAAGUGGACAGGGAUGGGGGCAGAACUGUCCCACAAAGCAAUGGGUCAGUCAGUGAUCUUACAAGUCUCCAUACCCCUGUUGGUCGUGGAAAGCCAAUGGGGAGAGGGAUGUAUACAGACAACAGAUAUGACAGUGAUGUCGGAUAUGGUCAUUCAAGGCCGAACAGAGGGAGAGGUGGUCGCAGUAGAGGAUAUCAUCCAAGAGGUGGUCACAGGGGUCGAGGUGGGUACUAUCGAGACUACUACGACGAUUAUGAUGGAGGGUACGGAGGAUACCGUCAGCCCUUCAUGGGACGAGGAAUGGACUUUCAUAGAUACGCCAUGCCCGCAGUUUAUGUUACAGAUCCGUACAUGGGAAUGAUGGGUGCCCCCCAUUUACUGCAGCCUGCCUAUGGACAGACCAUGAAUACUUCAAUGAUGAACACCACUAUGCAACAGACUCCCAUGCCACAACAUACUCCGAUGCCACAACAGACUCCUAUGCAACACCAGUUGCCCAUGCAACAAACAGCUAUGCCCCAACAGACAACUCAUCCAAAACAAGAUGGGGAAGCUGGAAAGGUCCUGCGACAAGAAUGUUCUGUUUGUGGAAAGCUUGGCGUAUCCCGCUGCAGUAAAUGUAAAGUGCCAUACUGCAGUGCUGCAUGCCAGGAAAAAGAUUGGCUGGAACAUAGAAAAGUGUGUCAGUCAGUUAGCAAAGAAAAAGAAGCUAGCAAAGCAUUGGAUGAUUUUGAUGUCAGUGUCGGUGAUGAACUUAUACCUCAAGUGAAAAAACUGAUGGAGAAAGCUACAGGUGAUACGAUCCAGGUAACAAAAAAGUCUGAAUACAGUCCUAGACCUAGGUCAGAUACUGAAAGUUCAAGAGGUCAAGGUAGAAAAGAGGAAAGGCGGGAACGCCAGAGCAAUGAUGAACGGGGUGCAGAUAGACAAGAAAAUGACAAUAAGAGCAGAGGAAGACAAAAUGAAGACAGACGGGGCCAGAGAAAGAGGGAAGAUAGUGGGCAGAGGGGCAAAACAGGGGAUAGGAGAUCUGGAAAGAAAGACCAGGAUGAUAAAGCAUGUUUUAACUGUGGAGAAACUACACAUAUGAGGAACGAGUGCCCCAUGCCGAAUAACUACAAGGCAGAAUGUUACAAUUGCCAUAAGCGAGGACAUAUUUCAAGGGACUGUCCAUUAAAAGAAGAAGUUCAGCGUCGAAAUGACUCGUCAAAUAAAAGUGACAAUAGAAGACAGAAGACCAGUCCAAAGUUGAAUAAUGAUGAAGAAUGGGAUGAAGAACCAGUCUCACCGAAACCAGUCUCUAGUCAAAAAACCUCUAAACCAGUUGCUGAAUCUACACCAAAGAACACUGUAAUUGCAACAAAGAAGAAAUCACUGCCAUCCCCUCCUCCCAAAAAGAAGUUACCGGCAGCCAAUAUGCCUUUGAAUCAGGAGAUUAUGGCGGUAAUAACUGAAGUGCAGGAUCCAGGUCACUUCUACAUACAAAUGGCCUUGGAAGAAACUGCUGUGCAAUUUACAGAACUUAUGACCACAAUGCAUCAGACAUUUGAGAACAGCCAACCAGAUAUGAAUUCAGUAUUGCAAGGAGAGAUCUAUGGUGUAAAGUUCAGCUUGGAUGGGUCGUGGAAUCGAGCGCAGGUCAUUAGUGUAUCCGGAGACAGUAUUAUGGUUCAAUUCCUCGACUUCGGCAACAAAGAGACGACAAAGCUCGAGAACAUACGACAACUUUCUAACGACAUGAUGAAACUUCCAGCUCAGGCUGUGUUGUGUGCCUUGGAAGGAAUCAUUCCGAUGUCUGGCCAGAACUGGAAUAUACCUGAUGUAAAAAACUACCUUCAACCAGACAUACCAUAUCAUGCUGAAUGUAAGAGAGUUGUAGAUACAGCUGGAGGGAAAAUAAAUGAGGUAGUGCUAAAGAAUACAGACAGAGAGCUUGUCUCUCAGAAACUUGUGUCGGCUAAUCUUGCUAAAACAUUGAGAAGUACUGAGUCAGCUGCCUACACAAGUCCUAAAGCGAUGCAGGCAAGAACAGCAGGGCCUGUAUCAAGAUCAGAAAGAUUGAUAAAUGCAAAGGAUAUUCAGAGAUUUGUUGAAAAGUUGACGGUAGGUGUAGAGUACCCAUUACUGAUCGCAGAUGCUAAAACUCCAACAGACUUCAGUAUACAGAUCCUGGAUGAUGAAAAUAUUCAACAAUUUACAGCGUUCAAUAUGAAGUUUCACGAGGAAUGUAACAGAAUACCAGAGACUGAGUACAGACCUAAAGCAGCUGGAGAAGUUGUUGCCUCCAAAUUCAGUGAAGCCGAAGGAUGGUACAGGGCUGAGGUUUUGGAACUAGUUACUGGUGGAGCUAAGGUUUUGUAUAUAGACUACUUAAACUCCGAAACAGUCACUUUCGAUAUGAUGAGGAAAGCCAUACCAAUGUUUGCCACAUUCCCAGCUCAAGGAAUCUCAUGCAAUUUGUAUGGUGUUGUCGAGCCGGUAGAUGGAAAAUGGCCACAAGAAAUCUUUGCUUUGUAUGAACAGUUAUCUCAAACAGCUUUAAAAGGUACUGUGAAAGAAAUUAAAAAUGGAGUUGUUACCAUGGAACUGCGAGAACUGACUGGAGAGUUCGUGAAUGAGAAAAUUAAAGAUAUUUUGAAGAAGAAUGUGAAGAAAGAGCCUCAGAGGACUGCACAUGGAAAAAUUAAUUCGGGAGAACUGCAGAGGACUGCACAUGGAAAAAUUAAUCCAGGAGAAUUGCCGCUAGAUGGCAGCAAAGUACAAGCAAUGGUCACGAAUGUUUCUGCUAUUGACAGUGUUUAUGUUCAAGAGAUAGAUGAUGAUAUGGAGAAAAAGCGAAAUGAAAUGAUGCUAGCAUUGAAUCAGUCUUUAAGCCAAACUGAAACAAGAGAACCAUAUGAGCCAGAAGAGGAGGAAUAUGUAGCCGCAGUAUAUGCUGCAGACGGAACUGCAUUAUGGUAUAGAGCAUUAGUCAAGGUCAAGGUCUCGGAGAACAAUUUUAUGGUUUCGUUCGUUGACUAUGGUAAUGAGGAAUGUGUUCGGACUGAAGCAAUUGCUCCUUUAGAAUUGAGAUUUAUGUCGUUGCCAGCGAUGGCAAUUCGAUGUCAGCUGGCUGGCAGCGAGGGUGUCGUCGACCAACAGACACUUCAAAAUUUGAAAAGUCUUACUGAUAACAAAAUGUAUGUUAAAGCAAUUAACUAUGUGAGAGGAAUAUACAAGGUUGAAAUGUUCCUAGUUGAUGGUACAAAUGUAAAUGAAGCUUUUGAGUUCUGUUCCGGCAAAGAUGUGUCAAAGGGAGCAACAAGCACUUCACCAAAAGUUGCCGAAGUGAGUCGUUUUGACAUAGCUGAGACCAGUUUACCUGUAGAUGGGACUAAAGUUGGCGCUAAAGUUGUGUUGAUAGAUAGUUUAGCAAGCUUUUACUUUCACCGGUUAGAUGAAGAGGUUGACCAGAAACUAAUGGAGUGUUUGAAAGACAUGCAGCUCCAGUACCGAGAUGACAAUCGUGUAUAUAACGGAGAGGUUGGGGAAUAUGUGGCUGCCUUGUAUGACGAUGGUUCAGGUGCUGUGUGGUAUCGUGCUAAAGUUCUUCAUACAGUUGGAAAUGAAGUUAAGGUCUCUAUUAUAGAUUACGGAAAUGAAGGUUUUGUUGGGAAGGAAUGUAUUCGUAAGUUAGAGAAGAACUUUACUGAGUUGCCGGCAGUUGCAGUGAGAUGCAAGUUAAAUGGCUGCACAGGGGAGGAGCCUCAUGAAGUAGUUGAAGAGUUUUUGUCUAUCCAAACUACAACAGUGAAAGUGAAAGCUAUCGAGAAAAAAGGAGACAGGUAUUUAGUUGAAUUAUACCUUUUUGACCCCUUAGAAACUUCUGUCGCAGAUUGCCUCGGGCUUAAUACAGAGCAGAAGGUGAAAAGUCCAGAAAAAACUACUAGUGAUACAGGUAACAACCUUUCAAGGUCACCUGUUUCAAAUGCGCAUUCAAAGGCACCAAUAUCUAGACAAAACAUUUCAGUACUCUCAGACUUAGAAUUACCACUAGGAGAAGAAGUUCACGCUGUUACAUAUGUGAUUGAAAGCUUGAGAUCCUUCUACGUACAGAAGGCAGACGACGAGACCCAGAAAAACCUGGCUACCAUGAUGAUAGAACUUGCUGAAGCUUGCCAGAGCAAAACAAACGCACAUCGAGCUUCUGCUGGAGAAAUAGUUGCUGCCUUGUUUGUGGAUGGUGGAGAUGCUAACUGGUACAGAGGACAGGUGCUUGAACUGAUAGAUUGUAAACAGUGCAAAGUGAUUUUUGUGGAUUAUGGAAACACGGAAACUGUUCUCUUCACUGAUAUUAGGAGACUGGAAUCCAGGUUCUUGAAUUUUCCAAGAAUGGCAAUUCAUUGUGCUUUAGCGGGGUUAGGAAAUGAGACGGAGAGCAUGUUGCAAAAAUUCAAAACCAUUUCGAAUGUGCCAAUGACAGUUCUUGCAAAAUCUCUACAGAAUGGAGUUUAUGAAGUUGAAGUGAUUACAUCGGAUAAUAAAAAUAUGAAUAGAGAGCUUGGUCUGGCGUUUGGUGCAACUGCUCCAAUGUCGCCAAGCACAGAAAUUGUGGACAAUUUACCCAAGGCCAUUUCACCGGCAAAAGACAGACUUCCAAAGAAGGUAUCUUCGCCCCCAAAAGGUGAAAGGAAGGCUGUAUUCACUCAGACGUUAGCCAAAAGUCGACCCAAGGGAAAGGAGUUUACAGCAGUGAUAACAUUUGUUGUACGACCAAAUCUGUUUCACUGCCAGGUGUAUGAUCAGUCAAUGUUGCAAGAUUUGAAGUUUCUUAGUGAAACAAUGCAGUUAGAGUGUGAAGCCGAGUUCGACAACAAUGUUGGACUAAGAUUUGAAGUUGGAGAACUGUGCUGUGCUAAAUUUCCAGUGGAUAAUAACUGGUACCGAGCUUCAGUGUUGGAGAUAUUCCCAGACAAUACAGUGAAAGUAGAGUAUGUGGACUUUGGGAACCAGACUGACGUACCUACCUCCCACCUUAGACCUGUCACAGAAGAUUAUACCCGACUACCUCUGUUAGCAUUCAGAUGCUCUUUACAUGGUGUAAGCCCAGUUGGAAGCAGUUGGACAAAAGCUACCACUGAAGAAAUGAGUAAAUUCCAGGAUAAACAACUCUAUGGCAGGGUGGUCAGCAUGAACAACGAUGUGUAUGAACUGGACCUGACCGACCUUGAUACCAAAGUGAACAUGGCCGAGUAUCUCAUCUCGAUUGGUCUUGCUAAAGCUGAUGAUACAGACAAUGGAGGUAUGAGUGAAAUGGAGAGAUUGAGGAGAGAAAAGGAGUUACUUCAGCGUCAACUGGAAGACAUGCAUGCCAAGAUGGCAGCCAUUCAGAAGGGCAGUAAAUAAACACGUAAAGUAGGAGUUAGUUUCUUAACGAUGUCUUAGUGCUGUUGGGAAGGACUUUCAGAUCUGAGAUUAAAAUGUUAUAUAUUAAUUAGCAAGUGGUGAAUUUUUGUGGCCAUGUAUUUCCAUAAUUAAUGGUUAUUGUUUCAAUAAGCUGUAUAUGAUUUGAAAUUUUUGAAUAGUUUCUGUUGUUUAUGAAACUAAUUCAGUUUUUAGUAGUAAAAACAAGAUAGUUUAUAUAUAAGACAUGGACUUGCAAAUUAUGAGAGGAUAUAAUUGUUUUUGAACAAAGUUUUUAUUUUGAUUUUGUCAGUUUUUUGUAUGAAGAAAAAUGUUAUUUUCAUCAUAUGAAGAUGUGUAGGUUUUUUGGUUGUAUGUGGAUGUAGAUAAUGGAUUGUUAAGCAGUGUUGUAAAAUUGUCUUCUAGUCUGUAUUGUUACAAUGAAUUUUUGUUGUUGCUUUUUAUUUUUACCAAAUAUAAUAAGUUUACUUGAUAUGUUUACAGUUUAAGUGCUUUGAUUUUGAAAUGGAUUUUUAGCUCGACUAUUCGAAGAAUAAGUAGAGCUAUCCUACUCACCACGGCGUCGGCGUCACACCGUGGUUAAGUGUUUCGUACCAGUGCACAUUCUCAACUUCUGACAAAAUCUUUUGAGAUAAAGCUUUGAAACUUAAACACUUGUGUACCAUCACCAUGUCCUGUUUUAGGCAAGAGUAUAUAACUCCAUCAAGGAUUUUGGCUGAAUUAUAGCCCCUUUUAACUUAAAAUCUUGGUUAAGUUUUUCGUACCAGUUCAUAUUUUGUGUAAACUGUUUGACAUAUGGCUUUGAAACUUUUAUCACUUGUUUAUUAUAACAGUCUCUAUUUGUAGGCAGGAGUACGUAACUCUGUCAACUAUUUUGGCUGAAUUAUUGCCCUUCUUGGACUUGGAAAUUGGUACAGUUUUCGUACAAUUCCAUAUUUUGUCAAAACUGUUCAACAUAUGGCUUUGAAACUUUGAACACUUGUUUAUCAUCAUGAUUUCCAUCUGUAGGAAAGAGGACAUAACUCUGUCAACUAUUUUGGCAGAAUUAUGGCCCUUUUUGGACUUGGAAAUUGGUUCAGUUUUCGUACAAGUCAACGUUUUGUCAAAAGUAUUUGACAUGUGGCUUUGAAACUUUGAACACUUGUUUAUCGUUAUGAUCUCCAUCUGUAGGCAAGAGUAAAUAACUCGGUCAACUAUUUUGGCUGAAUUUUGGCCCUUUUUGGACUUUGAAAUCAGUUAAAUUUUUCAUACCAGCCCAAAUUUCGCCUGACCUGUUUGUCAUAUGGCUAUGAAACUUUGACCAUUUAUUUACCAUCAUAGUCUACAUAUGUAGGCAAGACUUCAUAACUAGGACAAGGACUUAAGCUCAGUUAUUUUUGACAUAGAAAUUAGUUUAGUUUGGCAUACUAUUCCAUAUUUUGUCUAAACUGUUUGAUAUAUUGUUUUGAAACUUUGAACACUUGCUUACCAUCAUGGUCACACCUUGCCAUAUAGUGCAAGACUUGUCCAAAUCCACAAAUACAGGUACAUUGUUUAUCUUAUCUACUUCUCUUCUUUUGUCUGAAAAUCUCUGGUAAUAUUUUGACCACCAUACUUCCAUCAAUUCUUCGAAUAGUCGAGCGUGCUGUCAACAGACAGCUCUUGUUACAUUCAAAGUAUGUUUUGAGUUUUACCACAACUUGUAAUGCAGGUACUUUGUCAAACUUAUAUCCAAAUACAUGUAGAUUUUUUGUUAUUAUUUUGUCGGUAGUAGCCUGGCAAAAUCCAUGUCCUUGGUUUAGUGUGUUACCCACAACACAUUGAUAAUGAUUUCUGUCUUCUUGUCUGUUUGUCAUGAAAAUCUUUGGUUAAAUAGAAGAUCUACGUUAGUAGAAACAUUUGAAUUAACUGGCAGAAAAAAAGGAAACACAUUUUCUCUUUCAAGUACAGUGACAUCCCUGACCCCCCAAGGUAAACAGCCUUGGGAACAAUCACAAGCAGUUUAGAGGGGGUCAUGUUUAGAGGGACGUCACUGUAUACAUGUCAAGUAGAUGAAAACUUGUGUUGAUUAGUUUACAUAAAAGUUAGUUUAGAGGAUACCAGUGGUGUAUGGUGUUUUGGACAGUCUUGACCACUGUUAAUAGUUUGUGCUAUUUAUUUUCUGUAUUCUGGAGAAUACAAUCCACAUUCUAGAAGGCAUAGUUUUCUGCAAAGUGUAGUGCAGGGUAUGCCUUUCUGUUGCCAGUUUUAACCCUUACCCUGCUAAAUUUCAAUAAUGAACUUGUCCAUCUUCCAAUUUGGACAGUACCAUUAACUGUUAAAAGGGGUGCUAAGCAAAAAGAUACUGACUGAAUGGCAAACAGUGCAGAUCAUGAUCAGACUGCACGGAUGUGCAGGCUGAUCAUGAUCUACACUGAUCGCAAAGGCACAAUCAAUCGUGUCCAGAAUGAUAAAGGUUAAGGAGAAAUCUAAUGAGUUUAGGUUGGGACUUUUUUUUCUGCAGAGGUUGUUACAAGCAAAAAAGAAAUGUUUGCACACACAACAUUUUGUGGUUGUGAAUCGUAACAUGCUGGACACAAUUCUGCCUUUGUGACCAGUGUAGAUCAUGAUCAGCCUGCACAUCCAUCUGAUCAAGAUUUGCACUGUUCGCCAUUUAGUCAGUAUCUUUUAGGUAAGCACCCCUUUUAACACUGUCCAAAUUAAAAGAUUGACAAGUUCGCAGGGUAAGGGUUAAUCACAGGGAUGUAGAAAUAAUUACAUAACAGUUUAAUCAUAAGAUUGCUUCUUAAAACAACUCUGUAUCUUACACACACACACUAUCAAGCUUAAAGUAUAUAAUAGUUGAUAUAUAUUAGUAAGUUUGCCUUAUAAGUAUACACAUAAUUACCAUUAGAGAAAUGGUUAUUUCAGCUGUUGAAUCUUUUUUCUUUGCCAGUUGGCAGUUGUCACAAUUUCACAAUCAUAAAUUCAAUCCUUUUUGGAUUGCAGUUUAUUUUUAUCAUGCAGAUAUUUUUUAUGGAAAAAGUUGCUCUAUAUGCAGGCGUAGGUUGCCUUCAGAAUUGUCAGAAGGUAUGUGCCUAGCCUGCAUACUCCUCCUGAGUGUGUAAAUAGUGUACAUACUUUAACUCUUUGACACUAGUCUGUGUCGGUAUGUUUUUUGUUGCUGCCCUUAAAGAAACUGCUUAAUUUUUUGAUGGUCCACCAUAACAAGGGAGUGUGUUGAUGGACAAAACGAAAAUUUCGCUGAACGGAAUUUGGCUAGAAGUGAAGUACUUGUUUUCUUUCAGUUGCAGUGUUUGCAUUCACAAGCUUCAGGAAGAAGCUAUAGAUCUUAAUUGAAAGUUGUUCUUUUUUUUCCACAUGUUUAUGCCUCAAGAAAAGGCUUUGUAUAGUAUUUGUUUGAUUUUUUCACAUUAUUAUUUACAGUUGAUACUUUUGUUCAUGAAAUUUUACAGAGUGCAUUUCUCUGUCAACCGAUUUGUUGUGUUUAAAUAAAAAAAAUACAGUCAUAAGGAAUAAGAUUAACGGUUUUAAAACAGAAAAGAGUAAAUUACAUAUAAUUGAAAACAGUUUUCAGGUCAGUUAAGUAAAAGUACAUGAAAACACAGUUCCACAUUUUAUCAUUAACUCACCCAAGUCGAAGACUAAGGUGAAGUAUUGUGAUCAGUUUUUGUCUGUCAUGUGUUGUACAUCAGUAAUUGUUUCUAACACUUGUCUCGUCUGAAACCAAAGUUCUAUAUAGAACUUAGACUACCACUACCACGUUUGCAAAAAAAAAAUGAGUGUGCUAGAGGGAGAGGCAGUUUUCCCUGUAUUGUUAUACUGAAAAAUCUUUGGCCAAGUCAGUUCAGAUUCCACAGAAAAUUCUUAUAGUAUGGCGUUUGUCCAAAAACGUUACAAUAAAUCAGAUCCUGUAUAAAAAGAUUUGCAAUACUGCCAUAUGAAUUACAUAACCCCCGAAUAAACACUCUUGUGAGCUAUAUGGCCAUUAUGGUCCUCCUGUUAACAAGUUGUACCUCAGCAUAUACAGUUCCUAAAUAGUCAAAAUGUAUUUGUUAACAAAUAAUUUUCAUUGAUAUUAUUUUGUAUAGAUAUUUAGUUUGUUUAGUUAAUGACUUAUCACUGCGAUCAGGUCAGAUACCUCACAUCUCAAAGAAAUAUUGUUUGUGUCAAAUAGAAGAAAUCUUCCAGUGCUAUCCAUCUUGCAUACUGCUUUCCAUAGCACUUCUGCCACCCUGACUUAAUUGAUGCAUGAAGUACACAAUCUUAAGUACUUCACUGGUGUGUGAAAUACAAUGAAGUAUUGAAAGAUCAGCAUGCGCUCAACAUAAAGUCUAAAAUGCAAGUGAAAGGGGUUGUUUCCCUUGCUUGUUUCUUCCCCCCUCAGUUAUCUCAUCUUCUUUAUAAAAAAAAAAGAUCAGUAUAACAGGUUACUGUAAAUUAGUACCAAAAAAUCAAACAAAACCAUAUAUUAGUCUGUGUACGAAUAAUGGAUGAAUAGCUACAGUGGUAAAUUCUUCACUCAAGUGUUGAUGAAAACAGUUGAUUGCUGUAUAAUAGAGCUAGAUAGGUUAAACAAUAAUAGAAUGUACUGAAAAAGAGCUGUAUAAUUUGUCAGCUCAAAAGGUAGAUUUUCAGAUAUGAAAUGGUGUUUCUGCUUUUGUUAAAGAGUUGAUUUUCAAAGCCAAUUGUAAGAAAAGAAAUGCAGAAUAUCUUAUUGUUUUAUUGCCAGUUGUGCACUGAAUUUGUCAAAUAGAAGAAAAUUUCCAUAAACUACUGUGGAAUUGCCAUUAAAUUGAUGGAAUUUUCAGGUGAUUCAUGGUAUAUAGAUGGAGUAAAUUAUCAAAAAAGAAGAACAAUUUCUGAAACCCGUGUAGCUGCAAGCUUCAAGUGGGGGUGCAAUUUUGUCAAAUAGAAAACUAUCUCCCAAACUAACAAUAUCAUAUUGUGGGGCUUAUUUCAGUCAAACAGAAGUACUUGUCCUGAAACCAGCAAUUACUGUUGCUGGGAGAAAUGCCAUAAGGUAGAUUCUUUUCCCCAAAGACUGCAGUCUUGCAGUGUAAUUGUGGUAAUAAUGGAGUCUACUUGAUGGAUAAAAUUUCAGUUGUUUUUGUCUCGUGUAGAUGGGGCAAAUGUCAUCAAAUAAGGAAAAUUCCAAUGCACAAGCUCACAGAAAUUGGAAUAGAACUGUCAAUUUGCAGAAAAGUUAGCUCCAAGUUGACAGAGAAAUAGUGGUAAUUUAAAAUAGAAGAAACUGGAGAUGUAAUAAAAAAUCUGUUUACAAAGUCAGCAUACACAAUGCUUCUGUCUGAUGUUAACAAGAUAUAUAUAAUGAUAAGUAGUUUCUCUAGUAACUGGUUACUUGUAUAACAUGUUUCAAUUUUCAGCAAAAACAAGUGGAAAAUGAAUUUUUGUCAAUCCAAGAGUGGUUUGAAAUUCUUUCAUCAUUUGUUUCUAUACCAGAUCCAUCAAUGUCCUGUUAAUAACCUUCAUCUCUCCAUUACUUGAACCUUGUUCCAAGGUCAAGGUUAUGGAAAACAAAAAGCUAACUCGUCUUGUUUCUUGUCCAGCCCAUAGUGCUUACCAUUCAUUGGAGGAUUUUAUGAAAAUGAAAUUAGCGGAUAUCUCAUGGUAGCAUGACUUACUGGCAUACAGGAUCCUGGUCACUAGCCCAAAAGUCAAGAUGACAGGUUGGAAAAAGACAAAAAAAAAAAAGCAAUGAUGCAAAAAUGACACCAUUAGCAUUAAAAUCUUAUCAGCCAUUUCUUUCUUUUUUAGCCCACUGCAGUACUGUGGUAAAUUCUCAAGAGAACUUGACUAUACCUUAGCUUUAGAUUAAAAAGGUAUAAAUUCUUUUUUGUGCAGAUCAAAUAGCUCUUCAUUCAUGAGAAAUACAUGUAUGCAAUUUCAAAGAAAAGAAGGUAAAUUGUUCGCUUAUUUUGGUCAGUAGUUUGCUCACCUGAGCACAAAGUGCUCGAGUUGAGCUAUUGUGAUCACCCUUUGUCCAUCAUCAUAGUCGUCACUCGUCAACGAUUUGACUGCUAGCUAGAGAUCACAGUUUUAGCUCAAUAGUAAUGAAAGUUGGUCAGAAUAUUACCCCCAAUAGUUAGGGACGAUUUCUUUACUGAGCCAUCUUGGAUAAAAAAAACUAGGUCACUAGGUGAAUUAAUAGGCUAAUAUCUUUAAACUUUGUCAGAAUGUUUUUUUCUACAAAAUUUAGGUGAAGUUUGAAAUUGAUUUACCUGAAGUCAAAAACUAGGUCACUAGGUCAGGUCAUAGAAAAACCUAAUUUAAACUCGAAGAGGCCACAUUUUCUUCUUGACCACUAUAAACCUUUUCAGUAUGCUGUAUGAAAUUUAUGUCAAGAUAACAAGCGAGGUGCCUGAAGUCAAAACCUAGGUCUCUAGCUUAAAUCAUAGAAAAAACUUUAUUAACGCUCUAUAGAGGCCAAAUUUUCUACUUUAUCUUCAGGAUACUUGGUCAGAAUGUUUGCUGGUUUAAAUUCUAGUAUCAAUUUGUAACUUGAUCACUUUGACUGAAAACCUAGGUCACUAGGUCAAAUUGUUGAAAGAAAUUUGGUUAAUGUUCUACCUAAUUUACAUAAAACAUGGUCAUAUUAAUGUUUUUCUGUAUGAAAUCUACUUUGAAUAAUAUCAGAGAAAUGUUUCUUCAGUGACCCUUACCAAGUUUGUUCAAAUUAUUACAGUUUGUGUAAAACAAGGACACCAGAGGUGGUAGUCUCUUCUUCAUAUAUGUAAACAGUAUUUCUUGUAUGCAUAUGGUGGAUUCUUUAAAAAAUAAUCUUCUUGUCAUAAAACACUGGCCCAAUUUCAAAAUACUUUGCCAUAUACUUUCCAUGUUUGACCCGCUACCAAAAUUGUUCACUAGGGUGAGCGAUCAGGGGCCAUCAUGGCCCUCUUGUUUGGUUUGUAGAUUACUGGCUUGAUUGCCAGUGAUCAAUAAAUGACCCUAAUUUUUGUAGAGUGAAAGGUCAAGGUCAAACUGGUCAGUUAAGACUGAAAAUGGUUUCCUUAAAAAAAAUGUGAAACGGUUUAGUCUCAAGUUAAACAUCAUGGUACCAUUGCCUGUGGUCAGUAGAUUACCUAUGAUGUUAUUGGGAUGUAAAAAGUCAGAUCUCAAGGGACUGCUUGUGUGCUUAAAGGGCAACUUCAGACAUAUACAUGCAUCUUAUUCCAUAUGACUUUGAAACUAACCUAUAAGUUCAAGUUUAAAGAGCAGAUUUUAAAUUACUUUCAAUAUAAUUAAAAGUAGUUUCUACUACAAGGAUAGAAGCAUUGUUGUCCUUGUUAAUAACAGUUAGCAGUUUACAGCUAAAGCUAAUAAUUAUUUCCUAUACAUUGUUGUUGGUUUCCAAUAACCAGCAAACCAGAUGUUCGAGUGUACUAUAAAAUGUGAUGCAGUUUUGUCCACUAGUUAAAUAACUUCAUUGAGAAAAAAAUCUGAACUUUGUUGAACUUUGAGCGCCACCCUAAUGUUAAUUGUGUUGAUUUGUGUUUUAGUAGCUCGUCUGAACCAAGGGUUCAUGGUGAGCUAUAAGUAUAGGCGAAUGAUCUGGUAUUGAUUCUCAUCUGUUAUAUUAAUAACACUGUAAAGAUCAGAAUUUUACCCAGUUUUAAUGAAACUUGGUCAGAGUAUUUACUUUUAGUAAAAAAUUACACGAGCAUGAUUCUGGGUAACUGAGAACUGUAGGUAUGAUAUCUGAAAACUUUAAUCACUCCAGAUGCAAGAUUUUCAAUCUGAUCUAAAUGAAACUAAGUCAUACUGUUUUGUGGGUAUACAAGCUAGGCCAUUCAGGGAUAUAUGGUAGAAAACCAUUGUUACCAAUUUAGAGUCCACAUGCCUACCCAGUUUACAUGAAAUGGCCUGGAAACCAUUUGGCCUAUGCAUAAUAUCAUGACAACUAGGUACAAUAAUAGCCUAGAAAUAACAUUUUGUCUUCAUAUUUAUGGAAAUUUUUGUUGUCAUUCUAGUUCCAGGUGAGCGACUUGGGGUUACGGUGACCCUCCUGUUAUUGUUUUUUCUCAGUUUGGUUUUGACAUGGAAAGUUUCUCAUACAGAUGUUAAAAAAUAGAGUAUGAACAUUAUGUACCUAUUGGUCAUUUAAUACUGGUGAUCACGAUUUUCAUAAACAGUUAAAGUUUUGUUUAUCUACUGGUAGUAUCACUGUUAAUAAAGUGAAAUGUUUCUAA